Molecule: messenger RNA, 1497 nt
Organism: Baudoinia panamericana UAMH 10762
Lineage: Eukaryota; Fungi; Ascomycota; Dothideomycetes; Mycosphaerellales; Teratosphaeriaceae
Exons: 2
Coding region: 1-1497 (498 amino acids)
Biological process (GO): GABA catabolic process
Molecular function (GO): succinate-semialdehyde dehydrogenase (NAD+) activity
Source: RefSeq, a predicted model, not a curated record
AUGCAGCACAGCGUCCCUCCCUUGAACGACCAGUCGUUGCUCAAGAACGAGACCUACAUCAAUGGGAAAUGGGUCGGCGCCAAAUCCGGCAAGACCUUCGAGGUCUUCGACCCGGCGUCGGGGAAGCUCAUAGGCACGAUGCCGGAGAUGAAUAAAGAGGAUACUGAGGAAGCUAUCAAAGCUGCGGCAGCCGCUCUGCCCGGCUUUAGGAAGUUGACGGCGAGGGAGCGGUCGCGGAUGCUGCGGAAGUGGUAUCAGUUGAUGAUGGACAACGCGGACGACCUGGCCCGGCUGAUUACGUGGGAGAACGGCAAGCCGAUGGCUGAUGCGAAGGGUGAGGUUAGCUACGCAGCUGGGUUCUUUGAGUGGUUUGCAGAGGAAGCCCCGAGAGCGUAUGGGGAUACCAUUGCUGCGACGGUGCCGGGGAACAGGGUGUUCACGAUCAAGGAGCCGGUCGGAGUCUGUGGGUUGAUCACGCCGUGGAACUUUCCCGCCGCAAUGAUCACCCGCAAGAUUGGCCCAGCGCUGGCAGCGGGCUGCACCGUCGUCGCCAAAUCUCCUGGCGAGACACCCUUCACAGCCGCCGCUCUCGCCGAACUCGCCCACCGUGCCGGCAUCCCACCUGGCGUCGUCAACAUCGUCACCGCAAUGGCAAACACAGCCGAAGUCGGUGAAACCAUCACCUCCUCCGACACGGUCAAGAAAGUCUCCUUCACCGGCUCUACGCGCGUCGGCAAACUCCUCAUGAAGCAAUCCGCCGACACGCUCAAGAAGCUCUCCUUCGAGCUCGGCGGCAACGCACCUUUCAUCGUCUUCGAUGACGCCGACCUUGACGUAGCUGUCGCAGGCGCUAUCGCAUCCAAAUUCCGCUCCUCAGGCCAGACAUGCGUUUGCGCGAAUCGACUCUACAUCCAAAAGGGCAUCUACGACGACUUCGCCAAAGCCUUCACAGAAAAGGUCAAUAACUUCAAAGUCGGGUCCGGUUACGAGGAAGGUGUCACCCACGGCCCGCUAAUCCACGACCGCGCAGUCGACAAGGUCGAAGCACACGUUCAAGACGCCGUAAAGCAGGGCGGCAAAGUGUUAGCGGGCGGCCAGAAGAUGCCAGACUUGGGAUCGAAUUACUUCCAACCGACCGUCAUCCGCGACAUGACGGACAAGAUGCAGCUCUCGCACGAAGAAACUUUCGGUCCGGUGGCUGGACUAUUCCCCUUCGACACCGAAGCUGAGGUCGUGAAGCAAGCGAACUCGGCGGAGGUGGGACUGGCGGGUUACUUCUUCUCGAAGGACGUGCAGAGGUGUUAUCGCGUUGCGGAGGCGUUGGAGGUGGGGAUGGUGGGUAUUAAUACGGGGUUGAUUUCGGAUCCCGCGGCGCCGUUUGGGGGUGUCAAGCACUCGGGCUUUGGUAGGGAGGGGAGUAAGUUGGGCAUUGAGGAGUAUAUGAUUACGAAGAUGAUUACAUUGGGCGGGAUGGGGCAGCCUUUGCAGGGGUCGUGA